Messenger RNA from Diaporthe citri, 915 nucleotides. RefSeq lists its product as uncharacterized. Bases 1 to 915 code for a protein of 304 amino acids. Gene Ontology annotation, cellular component: nucleus; cytoplasm. NCBI's taxonomy places the organism in Eukaryota, Fungi, Ascomycota, Sordariomycetes, Diaporthales, Diaporthaceae. The transcript is spliced from 2 exons. The record is from RefSeq and is a predicted model, not a curated record. Gene Ontology annotation, molecular function: protein binding.
AUGUUCGGCAAAGCCCAUGCUGUCGAGCUUUUGAUAGCAGGAGGGGCAGACGUCAACGGAACUUCUGGGUAUCUCGUCAAAGCUCUGCACCGGGCAGCUGGAACCGGCGGCAGCCUUGAGAUUUGCAGGCUUCUCAUUGAACAUGGAGCAGAUGUCAACGCGCCAUUCGCAACCGAUCCCGUGUAUGAAAGUGAUGUGACGUGGAUUCGUCUGCAGACUCCCCUGCACGAGGCAGCCUGGCAUGAUAACCCAAAGAUAGCAGCACUCCUGCUAGCAAAGGGCGCGGACAUGUACGCGAUGACCUCAGAUCACGAAACGCCUUGGGACUUUGCGGUACACUGCCGAUCAUUUGCAACCAUAGAUGUCUUGAUUGAAGCUUUCCGAGGACCGGGACAUUGGAGCAAAAUGAUUAUCCGUUCUUUGGUGCGAUCGGGAUCUACGGAGCUCAUAAAUUCAAUGAUCCAGAAAGGGCUAGACGUCAACGAGAUAUCCCGCCACGGAAAGAGAGCACUUGACUUGGCACUAGAUAUUGGCGACGAAAAUGUCAUCACCGUCCUGCUUGAGAACGGAGCCGUCUCACAUUAUCCAUGGAGCCAAACCCAAAUGGAAGUUGCAAUAUUCUCAGACAGACCGUGGUUUGACCUCUUGUGCCGGGCUUUGUUUGAAGACCGGCUAAAUUGGCAACCCAAUGCCCAAGGAGAGAACACUUUUGAGGAAAGGUCCUGGCAGCCACCGCUCAUUAUCACCCGGGAGUCUCCCAUCGAGCCGCAUCUUCGUCUAACCGUCCCCGGAGAUAUCGUCCUCCCGGUCAAGACUAUUGUUUUCAAGACCGUGUCCCUCGACCAAGGGUGGAGUGAUGUCCAAUAUGAUCACGGCACCUACAGUAAUUCCCAAACCUUCUUCGACUUUAUGUAA